AUGAGGUUACGGAGCCUGCAUUCCACCCUGCUGCUUCUCGUCGUUUGCGCGCUAGCAGCGAAUUAUCCGCUACUCGCGGAUUCGCGAGUGCUGUCAAGAGCCGAGAUAGACAGAAUCCAAGCGGUGAAGGCGGCCGUUGACAGCCAUGCGAGCGUGCUCGCGGGGGAGCGUUGGGUGCGCACCUAUGGCAACUUCCGCGUGGCGCGGGAAUUGAAUAUCGGCCAGACGCCUUCCGCCGCGCCUGAGGGCCCCGUGGUAGCGGCGGCAUCUGCGGCGCGCGAAUCCAUCGGGCUGCUGGGAAUCAAAUCUUUCUUCGAAGACGCCGCUGAUGCCGCCAGCGGCAAUGGCGCCUCUGAUCCCGCCAGCGCCGAUAACGGCGCCGCAGCUACAGCCGGGCCGUUUGUUGCGGCGGGGAACGACGCGAGCGUCGCGAAUGCGCUUGCGAACGGCGCGACGGACAGCAGCAGCGGAGCGUCGACCUCGUCGUUGCCCUCCUCCUCCUCCGCAGCUACCACCGGGCCGUUUGUGGCGGUGGGGAACGAUGCGAGCGUCGCGAAUGCUCUGGAGAACGGCGGAACUGACAGCAGCAGCGGAGCCUCGUCCUCCCCCUCCUCCUCGUCGUCGUCGUCGUCCCCGGAUUCAGCCCCUGUGUUCAAGGCCAAGGGGUGGAUGCUCCCUCACACCCAGCAGCCUUCAGGUGUUGCCCAAAACCCCAUCGCGUUCCACGGGGGGGCAGUCCUAUCGGACCCAAUCACCGUCUACCUCAUCUGGCACGGCACCUGGACGGACGAGCGCAAGGCGCCCGUGCGCGCGUUCAUUCGGUCGCUGGCGGACGCGGGCGCGGGCGGGGCGGGGGAUGGCGCGGGGCGGAGCAGCGUGGCGGGGAGUGUGCGCGAGUGGUGGAACGUCAACCGGCUGUACCAUUCGGGGCGCGAGCACGUCGCUGGGAGCAUCGUUCUCGGGACCCCCGAGGUGGAGAUAGAGGCGGCGAGCAGUGGCGAGGGGCAGCCGCCCGCAUCCAAGAACGAGAUCAACGCCAUCAUCAACUACCAGCUCCGUUCGCGCACGCUCCCCCGCCACGAUUCAGCCAUCUACGCAGUCUUCACCUCUGAUGACAUCGACAUGGCCGGCUUUGGCUCGUCCUUUUGCGCCUUCCAUGACGUCAGCACGGUGCACUUCACCUGGACGGGCAUGCCGUCCAGGUUCAUCCCCCAGUGCACGCAUGCAGCCGCCCCAGGUAACACCUACCCCCACGGGGACAGGGCACUGGCUGGGCUGAUCUCCAACUUCGCCCAUGUGCUCGCCGCAGCUGCGGCGAAUCCGAACCUGUUGUCUUGGUUCGACAAGGAGGGUCGGGAGGCCAUGGGUCUGUGCGGUAACAACUUUGGCACGGUGUAUACCAGUAGAGAUCCGCUGCCGGUGGAGUACAAUGCGGUGGGGAGGGGUGGAGAGCGGUUUCUGCUGCCCACGAACCUCAACCCUGUGACUGGUAGCUGCAUGAACGGCCUGUCAGUCGCGCCGGGUCAAUGCGGGCCCAAGUUUUUCGGAUUCCCUUGUGACACAGUCACCGCGACCGAGGCUGACACCGAACCUGCUGCCGAAGCUGCCGCCGCAGGCUCGGACAGUCUGGGGAGUGGGGCAGGGUUGGGGUUGGGAGUGGUGGCAGCGAGUGUGUUUGGGGGAGAGGCGGAAAAAGCAGUGGUUGGUGGGGAGGGGGAUGCAAGGAAAGUCAAGGACCCUCGAGUGGCUGAAGCAGAGGCAGCAGGGCUCGAUCUAUCAGUUGGGGGGAAGAACGUGGGGAGAUUCUUAGAACCUGGACAGUUUGACCCGGCUAAGGGGGACAGAGACGAGGACGAUGGGAUCAAGGGGCAGGGUGCGGGAAGCACGGACGAUUCAGGUGCGGGUGCGGGUUCGAACGUGUUUGAGAGCACGGGGUAUGCGGAUGGGGGUGAGAAGGAGAAGGAGGAGGAGAGGCACGAGGGAGGUGAUGCGUAUGGUGGUACGAAGGGUGGUGAUCCGUUUGCUGUGGAAAGGGUAGGGGAAGAGGGGGUGGGGGCGGAUGAGGAGGUGGGGACAGGCGAGAAGGUGGGAGCAGGUGCUGGCUCAGGGUCACAGGAGAAUAGUGAGGCCAAGGGCCAUGGUCAUGGUGAUGGUAAUGGUGAUGGUGAUGGUGAUGGUGAUGGUGAUGAUGUGUUUCAGAGCACAGGGUACCCGGAUGGCUCAGUGGACGAGGAGGAGAGCAAGCAUAAGACAGGUGCUGGUGCAGGAGUUGAGGAGAAGAGUGAGGGCAGGGGAGACGGCGACAGUGAUGGUGAUGAUGUGUUUCAGAGCACCUGGUACCCGGAUGGCUCAGCGGACGAGGAGGUGGGGGCAGGGGAGGAAGUGGGGGCAGGCGCUGGUGCAGGAGCAGAGGAGAAGGGUGAGGGUAAGGGAGAUGGUGACAAUGAUGAAGACGAUGUGUUUCAGAGCACAGGGUACCCGGAUGGCCCAGGGGACGAGGACGAGAGCAAGCAUAAGGCAGGUGGUGGGGGAGGCGGGAGUGUGGGGGCGGAGGGGAAGGCUCAACCGGGGGAGGUGAACCCGUUUGUGCACCACUCCAACCCGGAUGAUGCUAAUUCUGCUGCUGCUGCUGCUGCUUUGGCUGGGGGAGGUACUGCUGGUGGUGAUGAUGGUGGCAACGGGGAGGGUAGUACUAGUGAGGGUAGCACGGGGGAUGAUAGUGGCAGUGGCGUGGGUGCUGAUGAUGAGGAAACCAGUGAGAGUGGUGAUGGGGACGUAUUUGAGAGGCUUGGGUAUUCUGAAGCGGGUGGGGACGUGGAGGGUGGGGAGGGAGGGGAGCAGGGUGAGGGGAGUGAGAAGGAGGAUGGCAGUGGAGACGCCUCUAAUGUGUUUGAAAACACAGGGUACCCCGAUAGCGACCAUGCCAGUGCUGCCAGUGCUGCUAGCAACGAUGCACACCCAUCAGCCCUGUUCCCAGGCGGCGACAGUGCACCGACUAAUGUGUUCGAUGACUUGGGGGACGGGGGCAGUGAGGAGGUGGGAGUGGACGGAGCGGGGGAGGGUAGCAGCAGCAAGGCGUCAGGGGGGUUGGUGUCGGGUGGGUUCCAGGCAGGGUUAUCAGCGGGGUUUGAGUUUGAUCUGUCGCAGUUCAAGCUGGGCGAGAGGGAAAGCCCUUCUGCUCCCCACUUGUUCCCCGACGCCGCCACUGCUGCGGCAGGGGGGGCGCAGGGGGAGGUGCAGCAGCCGCAGCAGCCGCCGCAGCAGCCGCAACAGCAGCAGGAGGGGGAGAAGUGGGUGUUUUCAGGAGCGCUCUCUGUUGGGCGCCUCUCUGUUGGGCGCCUCUCUGCUGGGCGCCUCUCUGCUGGGCGCCUCUCUGCUGGGCGCCUCUCUGUUGGGCGCCUCUCUGUUGGGCGCCUCUCUGCUGGGCGCCUCUCUGCUGGGCGCCUCUCUGCUGGGCGCCUCUCUGCUGGGCGCCUCUCUGUUGGGCGCCUCUCUGUUGGGCGCCUCUCUGCUGGGCGCCUCUCUGCUGGGCGCCUCUCUGCUGGGCGCCUCUCUGCUGGGCGCCUCUCUGUUGGGCGCCUCUCUGUUGGGCGCCUCUCUGCUGGGCGCCUCGCCUCUAAAAGGCGCCUCUCCUCUAAGAGGCGUCCCUCCUCUAAGAGGCGUCCCUCCUCUAAGAGGCGUCCCUCCUCUAAGAGGCGUCCCUCCUCUACGAGGCGCCUCUCCUCUAAGUGGUGCCCCUCCUCUAAGAGGCGUCCCUCCUCUAAGAGGCGUCCCUCCUCUAAGAGGCGUCCCUCCUCUAAGAGGCGUCCCUCCUCUAAGAGGCGUCCCUCCUCCAAGAGGCGUCCCUCCUCUAAGAGGCGCCUCUCCUCUAAGUGGUGCCCCUCCUCUAAGAGGCGCCCCUCCUCUUUGAGUGGUCACACCACAGAGGAGUGUCGCCCGAGUCACACCACAGAGGAGUGGCGAGGAGUGGCGCCCGAGUCACACCACAGAGGAGUGGCACCCGAGUCACACCACAGAGGAGUGGCGCCCGAGUCACACCACAGAGGAGUGGCGCCCGAGUCACACCACAGAGGAGUGGCGCCCGAGUCACACCACAGAGGAGUGGCGCCCGAGUCACACCACAGAGGAGUGGCGCCCGAGUCACACCACAGAGGAGUGGCGCCCGAGUCACACCACAGAGGAGUGGCGCCCGAGUCACACCACAGAGGAGUGGCGCCCGAGUCACACCACAGAGGAGUGGCGCCCGAGUCACACCACAGAGGAGUGGCGCCCGAGUCACACAACAGAGGAGUGGCGCCCGAGUCACACACAGAGGAGUGGCGCCCGAGUCACACCACAGAGGAGUGGCGCCCGAGUCACACGACAGAGGACCCAUUCUCCCGCUUUCCAUCACCCAGCCCCAUUCUCCCGCUUUCCAUCACCCCGCCCCAUUCUCCCGCUUUCCACCACCCCGCCCCAUUCUCCCGCUUUCCAUCACCCCGCCCCAUUCUCCCGCUUUCCAUCACCCAGCCCCAUUCUCCCGCUUUCCAUCACCCCGCCCCAUUCUCCCUCCUUCCAUCACCCCGCCCCAUUCUCCUGCUUUCCAUCACCCCGUCCCAUUCUCCCUCCUUCCAUCACCCCGCCCCAUUCUCCCUCCUUCCAUCACCCCGCCCCAUUCUCCCGCUUUCCAUCAGCCCGCCCCGUUCUCCCGCUUCCCAUAACCCCACCCCCUUCUCCCGCUUUCGAUCACCCCGCCACAUUCUCCCGCUUUCUAUCACCCCGCCCCAUUCUCCCUCCUUCCAUCACCCCGCCCCAUUCUCCCGCUUUCCAUCACUCCGCCCCAUUCUACCGCUUUCCAUCAUCCCGCCCCAUUCUCCCUCCUUCCAUCACCCCGCCACAUUCUCCCGCUUUCCAUCACUCCGCCCCAUUCACCCUCCUUCCAUCACCCCGCCCCAUUCUCCCUCCUUCCAUCACCCCGCCCCAUUCUCCCGCUUUCCAUCACCCCGCCCCAUUCUCCCGCUUCCCAUAACCCCACCCUAUUCUCCCGCUUUCCAUCACCCCGCCACAUUCUCCCACUUUCCAUCACCCCGCCCCCUUCUCUCUCCCUCCAUCACCCCGCCCCAUUCUCCCUCCUUCCAUCACCCCGCCCCAUUCUCCCGCUUUCCAUCAGCCCGCCCCAUUCUCCCGCUUUCCAUCACCCCUCCCCUUUCUCCCACUUUCCAUCUCCCCGCCCCAUUCUCCCGCUUUCCAUCACCCCGCCCCAUUCUCCCGCUUUCCAUCACCCCGCCCCAUUCUUCCGCUUCCCAUCAUCCCGCCCCAUUCCCCCGCUUUCCAUCUCCCCUCCCCAUUCUCCCUCCUUCCAUCACCCUGCCCCAUUCUCUCGCUUUCCAUCACCCCGCCCCAUUCUCCUGCUUUCCAUCACGCCGCCCCAUUCUCCCGCUUUCCAUCACCUCGCCCCAUUCUCCCACUUUCCAUCACCCCAGCCCAUUCUUCCUCCUUCCAUCACCCCGCCCCAUUCUCCCGCUGUCCAUCACCCCGCCCUAUUCUCCCUCCUUCCAUCACCCCGCCCCAUUCUCCCUCAUUCCAUCACCCCGCCCCAUUCUCCCGCUUUCCAUCACCCCGCCCCAUUCUCCCUCCUUCCAUCACCCCGCCCCAUUCUCCCUCAUUCCAUCACCCCGCCCCAUUCUCCCGCUUUCCAUCAUCCCGCCCCAUUCUCCCUCCUUCCAUCACCCCGCCCCAUUCUCCCGCUUUCCAUCACUCCGCCCCAUUCUCCCUCCUUCCAUCACCCCGCCCCAUUCUCCCUCCUUCCAUCACCCCGCCCCAUUCUCCCGCUUUCCAUCACCCCACCCCAUUCUCCUGCUUUCCAUCACCCCCCCACCCCAUUCUCCCGCUGUCCAUCACUCUGCCCCUUUCUCCCGCUUUCCAUCACCCUGCCCCAUCCUCCCGCUUUCCAUCACCCCGCCCCAUUCUCCCGCUUUCCAUCACCCCGCCCCUUUCUCCCGCUUUCCAUCACUCCGCCCCAUUCUCCCGCUUUCCAUCACCCCGACCCAUUCUCCCACUUUCCAUCACCCCGCCCCAUUCUCCCUCCUUCCAUCACCCCGCCUCAUUCUCCCUCCUUCCAUCACCCCGCCCCAUUCUCCCGCUUUCCAUCACCCCGCCCCAUUCUCCCGCUUUCCAUCACUUAGCCCCAUUCUCCCGCUUACCAUCACCAGGCCCCAUUUUCCCGCUUUCCAUCAUCCCGCCCCAUUCUCCCGCUUUCCAUCACCCUGCCCCAAUCUCCCGCUUUCCAUCACCCAGCCCCAUUCUCCCUCCUUCCAUCACCCCGCCCCAUUCUCCCGCUUUCCAUCACCCCGCCCCAUUCUCCCGCUUUUCAUCACCCAGCCCCAUUCUCUCGCUUUCUAUCACCCCGCCCCAUUCUCCCGCUUUCCAUCACCCCGCCCCAUUCUCCCGCUUUCCAUCACCCCGCCCCAUUCUCCCUCCUUCCAUCACCCCGCCCCAUUCUCCCGCUUUCCAUCACCCCGCCCCAUUCUCCCUCCUUCCAUCACCCCGCCCCAUUCUCCCUCCUUCCAUCACCCCGCCCCAUUCUCCCGCUUUCCAUCACCCCGCCCCAUUCUCCCGCUUCCCAUAACCCCACCCCAUUCUCCCGCUUUCCAUCACCCCGCCACAUUUUCCCACUUUCCAUCACCCCGCCCCCUUCUUCCUUCUUCCAUCACCCCGGCCCAUUCUCCCUCCUUCCUUCACCCCGCCCCAUUCUCCCGCUUUCCAUCACCCUGCCCCAUUCUCCCGCUUUCCAUCACAGCGCCCCAUUCUCCCGCUUUCCAACACCCCGCCCCAUUCUUCCGCUUCCCAUCAUCCCGCCCCAUUCCCCCGCUUUCCAUCACCCCUCCCCAUUCUCCCUCCUUCCAUCACCCCGCCCCAUUCUCCUACUUACCAUCACCCGCCCCAUUCUCCCCCUUUCCAUCACCUUGCCCCAUUCUCCCGCGUUCCAUCACCCCGCCCCAUUCUUCUGCUUUCCAUCACCCCGCCCCAUUCUCCCGCUUUCCAUCACCCUGCCCCAUUCACCCGCUUUCCAUCACCCGCCCCAUUCUCCCGCUUUCCAUCACCCCGCCCCGUUCUCCCGCUUUCCAUCACCCCGCCCCAUUCUCCCGCUUUUCAUCACCCCGCCCCAUUCUCCCGCUUUCCAACACCCCAGCCCAUUCUCUCGCUUUCCAUCACCCCGCCCCCUUCUUCCUCCUUCCAUCACCCGCCCCAUUCUCCCGCUUUCCAUCACCCCGCUCCAUUCUCCCGCUUUCCAUCUCCCUGCCCCAUUCUCCCGCUUUCCAUCACCCCGCCCCAUUCUCCCGCUUUCCAUCACCCCUCCCCAUUCUCCCGCUUCCCAUCAUCCCGCCCCAUUCCCCCGCUUUCCAUCACCCCUCCCCAUUCUCCCUCCUUCCAUCACCCCGCCCCAUUCUCCCGCUUUCCAUCACCCCGCCCCAUUCUCCCUCCUUCCAUCACCCCGCCCCAUUCUCCCUCCUUCCAUCACCCCGCCCCAUUCUCCCGCUUUCCAUCACCCUGCCCCAUUCUCCCGCUUCCCAUAACCCCACCCCAUUCUCCCGCUUUCCAUCACCCCGCCACAAUCUUCCACUUUCCAUCACCCUGCACCCUUCUCUCUCCUUCCAUCACCCCGCCCCAUUCUCCCUCUUUCCAUCACCCCGCCCCAUUCUCCCGCUUUCCAUCAGCCCGCCCCAUUCUCCCGCUUUCCAUCACCCUGCCCCAUUCUCCCGCUUUCCAUCACCCCGCCCCAUUCUUCCGCUUCCCAUCAUCCCGCCCCAUUCCCCCGCUUUCCAUCACCCCUCCCCAUUCUCCCUCCUUCUAUCACCCCGCCCCAUUCUCUCGCUUUUCAUCACCCCACCCCAUUCUCCCGCUUUCCAUCACCCGACCCAUUCUCCCGCUUUCCAUCACCCCGCCCCAUUCUCCCUCCUUCCAUCACCCCGCCCCAUUCUCCUGCUUUCCAUCACCCCGCCCCAUUCUCCCUCCUUCCAUCACCCCGCCCCAUUCUCCCUCAUUCCAUCACCCCGCUCCAUUCUCCCGCUCUUCCACCUUCCAUCACCCCGCCCCCUUCUCUCUCCUUCCAUCACCCCGCCCCAUUCUCCCUCCUUCCAUCACCCCGCCCCAUUCUCCCGCUUUCCAUCAGCUCGCCCCAUUCCCCCGCUUUCCAUCAUCCCUCCCCUUUCUCCCGCUUUCCAUCUCCCCGCCCCAUUCUCCCGCUUUCCAUCACCCCGCCCCAUUCUCCCGCUUUCCAUCACCCCGCCCCAUUCUUCCGCUUCCCAUCAUCCCGCCCCAUUCCCCCGCUUUCCAUCACCCCUCCCCAUUCUCCCUCCUUCUAUCACCCCGCCCCAUUCUCUCACUUUCCAUCAUUCCGCCCCAUUCUCCCGCUUUCCAUCACCCCGACCCAUUCUCCUGCUUUCCAUCACCCCGCCCCAUUCUCCCUCCUUCCAUCACCCCGCCCCAUUCUCCCGCUUUCCAUCACUCGCCCCAUUCUCCCUCCUUCCAUCACCCCGCCCCAUUCUCCCGCUUUCCAUCAGCCCACCCCAUUCUCCCGCUUUCCAUCACCCCGCCCCUUUCUCCCGCUUUCCAUCUCCCCGCCCCAUUCUCCCGCUUUCCAUCACACCGCCCCAUUCUCCCGCUUUCCAUCACCCCGCCCCAUUCUUCCGCUUCCCAUCAUCUCGCCCCAUUCCCCCGCUUUCCAUCACCCCUCCCCAUUCUCCCUCCUUCCAUCACCCCGCCCCAUUCUCCCACUUUCCAUCACCCGCCCCAUUCUCCCGCUUUCCAUCACCUCGCCCCACUCUCCCGCUUUCCAUCACCCCCCCCCAUUCUUCUGCUUUCCAUCACCCCGCCCCAUUCUCCCGCUUUCCAUCACCCUGCCCCAUUCUCCCGCUUUCCAUCACCCCGCCCCAUUCUCCCGCUUUCCAAUACCCGCCCCAUUCUCCUGCUUUCCAUCACCCCGCCCCAUUCUCCCGCUUUCCAUCACCCCGCCCCAUUCUCCCGCUUUCCAUCACCCCGCCCCAUUCUCCCGCUUUCCAACACCCCAGCCCAUUCUCUCGCUUACCAUCACCCCGCCCCCUUCUUCCUCCUUCCAUCACCCCGCCCCAUUAUCCCUCCUUCCUUCACCCCGCCCCAUGCUCCCGCUUUCCAUCACCCUGCCCCAUUCUCCCGCUUCCCAUCACGCCGCCCCAUUCUCCCGCUUUUCCAUCACCCCGCCCCAUUCUCCCUCCUUCCAUCACCCCGCCCCAUUCUCCCGCUUUCCAUCAUCCGGCCCCCUUCUCCCUCUUUCCAUCACCCCGCCCCAUUCUCCCUCCUUCCAUCACCCCGCCCCAUUCUCCCGCUUUCCAUCAGCCUGCCCCAUUCUCCCGCUUUCCAUCACCCCGCCCCUUUCUCCCGCUUUCCAUCUCCGUGCCCCAUUCUCCCGCUUUCCAUCACCCCGCCCCAUUCUCCCGCUUUCCAUCACCCCGCCCCAUUCUCCCGCUUCCCAUCAUCCCGCCCCAUUCUCCCGCUUUCUAUCACCCCGCCCCAUACUCCUUCCUUCCAUCACCCCGCCCCAUUCUCCCACUUUCCAUCACCCCGCCCCAUUCUCCCGCUUUCCACCACCCCGCCCCCUUCUCCCUCCUUCCAUCACCCCGCCCCAUUCUCCCUCCUUCCAUCACCCCGCCCCAUUCUUCCGCUUUUCAUCAGCCCGCCCCAUUCUCCCGCUUUCCAUCACCCCGCCCCUUUCUCCCGCUUUCCAUCUCCCUGCUCCAUUCUCCCGCUUUCCAUCACCCCGCCCCAUUCUCCCGCUUUCCAUCACCCCGCCCCAUUCUCCCGCUUCCCAUCAUCCUGCCCCAUUCCCCCGCUUUCCAUCACCCCUCCCCAUUCUCCCCUCUUCCAUCACCCCGCCCCAUUCUCCCGCUUUCCAUCACCCCGCCCCAUUCUCCCUCCUUCCAUCACCCCGCCCCAUUCUCCCUCCUUCCAUCACCCCGCCCCUUUCUCCCGCUUUCCAUCACCCCGCCCCAUUCUCCCGCUUCCCAUAACCCCACCCCAUUCUCCCGCUUUCCAUCACCCCGCCACAGUCUUCCACCUUCCAUCACCCCGCCCCCUUCUCUCUCCUUCCAUCACCCCGCCCCAUUCUCCCUCCUUCCAUCACCCCGCCCCAUUCUCCCGCUUUCCAUCAGCUCGCCCCAUUCUCCCGCUUUCCAUCAUCCCUCCCCUUGCUCCCGCUUUCCAUCUCCCCGCCCCAUUCUCCCGCUUUCCAUCACCCCGCCCCAUUCUCCCGCUUUCCAUCACCCCGCCCCAUUCUCCCUCCCUCCAUCACCCCGCCCCAUUCUCCCGCUUUCCAUCACCCCGCCCCAUUCUCCCUCCUUCCAUCACCCCGCCCCAUUCUCCCGCUUUCCAUCACCCUGCCCCAUUCCUCCGCUUUCCAUCACCCCGCACCAUUCUCCCGCUUUCCAUCACCCCGCCCCAUUCUCCCGCUUUCCAUCACCCUGCCCCAUUCUCCCGCUUUCCAUCACCCCGCGCCAUUCUUCCGCUUUCCUUCACCCUGCCCCCUUCUCCCUCCUUCCAUCACCCCGCCCAAUUCUCCCUCCUUCCAUCACCCCGCCCCAUUCUCCCGCUUUCCAUCAGCCCGCCCCAUUCUCCCGCUUUCCAUCACCCCGCCCCUUUCUCCCGCUUUCCAUCUCCCUGCCCCAUUCUCCCGCUUUCCAUCACCCCGCCCCAUUCUCCCGCUUUCCAUCACCCCGCCCCAUUCUCCCGCUUCCCAUCAUCCCGCCCCAUUCCCCCGCUUUCCAUCACCCCUCCCCAUUCUCCCUCCUUCCAUCACCCCGCCCCAUUCUCCCGCUUUCCAUUACAUGCCCCAUUCUCCCGCUUUCCAUCACCCCGCCCCAUUCUCCCGCUUUCCAUCACCCAGCCCCAUUCACCCGCUUUCCAUCACCCGCCCCAUUCUCCUGCUUUCCAUCACCCCGCCCCAUUCUCCCACUUUCCAUCACCCCGCCCCAUUCUCCCGCUUUUCAUCACCCCGCCCCAUUCUCCCGCUUUCCAACACCCCACCCCAUUCUCCCGCUUUCCAUCACCCCGCCCCAUUCUCCCGCUUUCCAUCACCCCGCCCCAUUCUCCCUCCUUCCAUCACCCCGCCUCAUUCUCCCUGCUUCCAUCACCCCGCCCCAUUCUCCCGCUUUCCAUCACCCCGCCCCAUUCUCCCGCUUUCCAUCACCCAGCCCCAUUCUCCCACUUUCCAUCACCCCGCCCCAUUUUCCCGCUUUCUAUCACCCUGCCCCAUUCUCACGCUUUCCAUCACCCUGCCCCAAUCUCCCGCUUUCCAUCACCCCGCCCCAUUCUCCCUCCUUCCAUCACCCCGCCCCAUUCUCCCACUUUCCAUCACCCCGCCCCAUUCUCCCGCUUUCCAUAACCCUGCCCCAUUCUCCCUCCUUCCAUCACCCGCCCCGUUCUCCCUCCUUCCAUCACCCCGCCCCUUUCUCCCUCCUUCCAUCACCCCGCCCUAUUCUCCCGCUUUCCAUCAGCCCGCCCCAUUCUCCCGCUUUCCAUCACCCCGCCCCAUUCUCCCGCCUUCCAUCACCCCGCCCCAUUCUCCCGCUUUCCAUCACCCCGCCCCAUUCUCCCGCUUUCGAUCACCCCACCCCAUUCUCCCGCUUUCCAUCACCCCGCCCCAUUCUCCCGCUUUCCAUCACCCCGCCCCAUUCUCCCGCUUUCCAUCUCCCCGCCCUAUUCUCCCUCCUUCCAUCACCCCGCCUCAUUCUACCUCCUUCCAUCACCCCGCCCCAUGCUCCCGCUUUCCAUCACCCCGCCCCAUUCUACCGCUUUCCAUCACCCCACCCCAUUCUCCCUCCUUCCAUCACCCCGCCCCAUUCUCCUGCUUUCCAUCAGCCCACCCCAUUCUCCCGCUUUCCAUCUCCCCGCCCCAUUCUCCCUCCUUCCAUGACCCCGCCUCAUUCUACCUCCUUCCAUCACCCCGCCCCAUGCUCCCGCUUUCCAUCACACCGCCCGAUUCUCCCGCUUUCAAUCACCGCGCCCUAUUCUCCUGCUUUCCAUCACCCCGCCCCAUUCUCCCGCUUUCCAUUACCCCUCCCCAUUCUCCCUCCUUCCAUCACCCCGCCCCAUUCUCCCGCUUUCCAUCACCCCGCGCUAUUCUCCCUCCUUCCAUCACCCCGCCCCAUUCUCCCGCUUUCCAUCACCCCGCCCCAUUCUCCCGCUUCCCACAACCCUACCUCAUUCUCCCGCUUUCCAUCAACCCCCCACAUUCUCCCGCUUUCCAUCACCCCGCCCCAUUCUCCAUCCUUCCAUCCUUUCCAUUACCCGCCCCAUUCUCCCGCUUUCCAUCACCUUGCCCCAUCUCCCUCUUUCCAUCACCCCGCCCUAUUCUUCUGCUUUCCAUCACCCCGCCCCAUUCUCCUGCUUUCCAUCACCCCGCCCCAUUCACCCGCUUUCCAUCACCCCGCUCCAUUCUCCCGCUUUCCAUCACUCCGCCCCAUUCUCCCGCUUUACAUCACCCCGCCCCAUUCUCCUGCUUUCCAUCACCCCGCCCCAUUCUCCCUCCUUCCAUCACUCCGCCUCAUUCUCCCUCCUUCCAUCACCCCCCCCCAUUCUCCCGCUUUCCAUCACCCCGCCCUAUUCUCCCGCUUUCCAUCACCGAGCCCCAUUCUCCCACUUUCCAUCACCCCGCCUUAUUUUCCCGCUUUCUAUCACCCCGCCCCAUUCUCACGCUUUCCAUCACCAUGCCCCAAUCUCCCGCUUUCCAUCACCCCGCCCCAUUCUCCCUCCUUCCAUCACCCCGCCCCAUGCUCCCGCUUUCCAUCACCCCGCCCCAUUCUCCCGCUUUCCAUAACCCCGCCUCAUUCUCCCUCCUCCCAUCACCCGCCCCAUUCUCCCUCCUUCCAUCACCCCGCCCCAUUCUCCCUCCUUCCAUCACCCCGCCCCAUGCUCCCGCUUUCCAUCACACCGCCCGAUUCUCCCGCUUUCAAUCACCGCGCCCUAUUCUCCUGCUUUCCAUCACCCCGCCCCAUUCUCCCGCUUUCCAUCACCCCGCCCCAUUCUCCCUCCUUCCAUCACCCCGCCUCAUUCUACCUCCUUCCAUCACCCCGCCCCAUGCUCCCGCUUUCCAUCACCCCGCCCCAUUCUCCCGCUUUUCAUCACCCGCCCCAUUCUCCCACUUUCCAUCACCCCGCCCCAUUCUCCCGCUUUCCAUCACCCUGCCCCAUUCUCCCUCCUUCCAUCACCCCGCCCCAUUCUCUCGCUUUCCAUCAGCCCACCCCAUUCACCCGCUUUCCAUCACACCGCCCCAUUCUCCCGCUUUCCAUCACCCCGCCCCAUUCUCCCGCUUUCCAUCACCCCGCCCCAUUCUCCCAUCACCCCGCCCCAUUCUCCCGCUUUCCAUCACCACGCCCCAUUCUCCCGUUUUCCAUCACCCCGCCCCAUUCUCCCGCUUUCCAUCACUACGCCCCAUUCUCCCGCUUUCCAUCACCCCGCCCCAUUCUCCUGCUUUCCAUCACCCCGCCCCAUUCUUCUCCUUCCAUCACCCCGCCUCAUUCUACCUCCUUCCAUCACCCCGCCCCAUUCUCCCGCUUUCCAUCACCCCGCCCCAUUCUCCCGCUUUCCAUCACCCCGCCCCAUUCUCCCGCUCUCCAUCACCACGCCCCAUUCUCCCACUUUCCAUCACCCCGCCCCAUUCUCCCUCCUUCCAUCACCCUGCCCCAUUCUCCCGCUUUCCCCCUCCCCAUUCUCCCGCUUUCCAUCACCCCGCCCCAUUCUCUCGCUUUUCAUCACCCCACCCCAUUCUCCCGCUUUCCAUCACCCCGCCCCCUUCUCCCUCCUUCCAUCACCCCGCCCCAUUCUCCCUCCUUCCAUCACCCCGCCCCAUUCUCCCACUUUCUAUCAGCCCGCCCCAUUCUCCCGCUUUCCAUCACCCCGCCCCUUUCUCCCGCUUUCCAUCUCCCCGCCCCAUUCUCCCGCUUUCCAUCACCCCGCCCCAUUCUCCCGCUUUCCAUCACCCCGCCCCAUUCUCCCACUUUCCAUCACCCCACCCCAUUCUCCCUCCUUCCAUCACCCCGCCUCAUUCUACCUCCUUCCAUCACCCCGCCCCAUGCUCCCGCUUUCCAUCACCCCGCCCCAUUCUCCCGCUUUUCAUCACCCCGCCCCAUUCUCCCGCUUUCCAUCACCCUGCCCCAUUCUCCCGCUUUCCAUCACCCCGCCCCAUUCUCCCUCCUUCCAUCACCCCGCCCCAUUCUCCCAUCACCCCGCCCCAUUCUCCCGCUUUCCAUCACCACGCCCCAUUCUCCCGCUUUCCAUCACCCCGCCCCAUUCUCCCGCUUUCCAUCACUCCGCCCCAUUCUCCCGCUUUCCAUCACCCCGCCCCAUUCUCCCGCUUUCCAUCAUCCCGCCCCAUUCUUCUCCUUCCAUCACCCCGCCUCAUUCUACCUCCUUCCAUCACCCCGCCCCAUUCUCCCGCUUUCCAUCACCCCGCCCAAUUCUCCCGCUUUCCAUCACCCCGCCCCAUUCUCCCGCUUUCCAUCACCACGCCCCAUUCUCCCGCUUUCCAUCACCCCGCCCCAUUCUCCCUCCUUCCAUGACCCUGCCCCAUUCUCCCGCUUUCCGUCACCCCGCCCCAUUCUCCCGCUUUCCAUAACCCCGCCCCAUUCUCCCGCUGUCCAUCAACCCGCCACAUUCUCCCACUUUCCAUCACCCCGCCCCAUUCUCCCGCCUUCCAUCACCCCGCCCCAUUCUUCCGCUUUCCAUCACCCCGCCCCAUUCUCUCACUUUCCAUCACCCCACCCCAUUCUCCCGCUUUCCAUCACCCCGCCCCCUUCUCCCUCCUUCCAUCACCCUGCCCCAUUCUCCCUCCUUACAUCACCCCGCCCCAUUCUCCCACUUUCUAUCAGCCCGCCCCAUUCUCCCGCUUUCCAUCUCCCCGCCCCUUUCUCCCGCUUUCCAUCACCCUGCCCCAUUCUCCUGCUUUCCAUCACCCCGCCCCAUUCUCCCGCUUCCCAUCAUCCCGCCCCAUUCCCCCGCUUUCCAUCACCCCUCCCCAUUCUCCCUCCUUCCAUCACCCCGCCCCAUUCUCCCGCUUUCCAUCACCCCGCCCCGUUCUCCCGCUUUCCAUCACCCCGCCCCAUCCUCCCGCUUUUCAUCACCCCGCCCCAUUCUCCCGCUUUCCAACACCCCGCCCCGUUCUCCCGCUUUCCAUCACCCCAACCCAUUCUCCCGCUUUCCAUCACCUCGCCCCAUUCUCCCGCUUUCCAUCACUCCGUCCCAUUCUCCCGCUUUCCAUCACCCCGCCCCAUUCUCCCGCUUUCCAUCAACCCGCUCCAUUCUCCCUCCUUCCAUCACCCCGCCUCAUUCUCCCUCCUUCCAUCACCCCACCCCAUUCUCCCGCUUUCCAUCACCCCGCCCCAUUCUCCCGCUUUCCAUCACCCCGCCCCAUUCUCCCGCUUUCCAUCACCCUCCCCCAUUCUCCCGCUUUCCAUCACCACAGCCCAUUCUCCCUCCUUCCAUCACCCCGCCCCAUGCUCCCGCUUUCCAUCACCCCGCCCCAUUCUACCGCUUUCCAUCACCCCACCCCCUUCUCCCUCCUUCCAUCACCCCGCCCCAUUCUCCUGCUUUCCAUCAGCCCACCCCAUUCUCCCGCUUUCCAUCUCCCCGCCCCAUUCUCCCUCCUUCCAUGACCCCGCCUCAUUCUACCUCCUUCCAUCACCCCGCCCCAUGCUCCCGCUUUCCAUCACACCGCCCGAUUCUCCCGCUUUCGAUCACCGCGCCCUAUUCUCCUGCUUUCCAUCACCCCGCCCCAUUCUCCCGCUUUCCAUCACCCCGCGCCAUUCUCCCUCCUUCCAUCACCCCGCCCCAUUCUCCCGCUUUCCAUCACCCCGCGCUAUUCUCCCUCCUUCCAUCACCCCGCCCCAUUCUCCCGCUUCCCAUAACCCUACCUCAUUCUCCCGCUUUCCAUCACCCCGCCCCAUUCUCCAUCCUUCCAUCGUCCCGCCCCAUUCUCCCGCUUUCCAUCACCCCGCCCCAUUCUCCCGCUUUCCAUCACGCCGCCCCCUUCUCCCUCCUUCCAUCACCCCGCCUCAUUCUACCUCCUUCCAUCACCCCGCCCCAUGCUCCCGCUUUCCAUCACCCCGCCCCAUUCUACCGCUUUCCAUCACCCCACCCCAUUCUCCCUCCUUCCAUCAACCCGCCCCAUUCUCCUGCUUUCCAUCAGCCCACCCCAUUCUCCCGCUUUCCAUCUCCCCGCCCCAUUCUCCCUCCUUCCAUGACCCCGCCUCAUUCUACCUCCUUCCAUCACCCCGCCCCAUGCUCCCGCUUUCCAUCACACCGCCCCAUUCUCCCGCUUUCGAUCACCGCGCCCCAUUCUCCUGCUUUCCAUCACCCCGCCCCAUUCUCCCGCUUUCCAUUACCCCGCCCCAUUCUCCCUCCUUCCAUCACCCCGCCUCAUUCUCCCGCUUUCCAUCAGCCCGCCUCUUUCUCCCGCUUUCCAUCUCCCUGCCCCAUUCUCCCGCUUUCCAUCAACCCGCCCCAUUCUCCCGCUUUCCAUCACCCCGCCCCAUUCUCCCGCUUUCCAUCACCCCGCCCCAUUCUCCCGCUUUCCAUCACCCUGCCCCAUUCUCCCUCCUUCCAUCACCCCACCCCAUUCUCCCUCCUUCCAUCACCCCGCCCCAUUCUCCCGCUUUCCAUCACCACGCCCCAUUCUCCCGCUUUCUAUCACCCCACCCCAUUCUCCAUCUUUUCAUCACCCCGCCCCGUUCUCCCGCUUUCCAUCACCCCGCACCAUUCUCCCGCUUUCCAUCACCCCGCACCAUUCUCCCGCUUUCCAUCACCCCGCACCAUUCUCCCGCUUUCCAUCACCCCGCCCAAUUCUCCCGCUUUCCAUCACCACGCCCCAUUCUCCCGCUUUCCAUCACCCCGCCCCAUUCUCCCACUUUCAAUCACCCCGCCCCAUUCUCCCUCCUUCCAUCACCCCACCCCAUUCUCCCUCCUUCCAUCACCCCGCCCCAUUCUCCCGCUUUCCAUCACCCCGCCCCAUUCUCCCGCUUUCUAUCACCCCACCCCAUUCUCCAUCUUUUCAUCACCCCGCCCCCCCCAUUCUCCCGCUUUCCAUCACCCCGCCCCAUUCCCCCUCCUUCCAUCACCCUGCCCCAUUCUCCCGCCUUCCAUCACCCCGCCCCAUUCUCUCGCUUUCCAUCACCCCGCCCCAUUCUCCCACUUUCCAUCACCCCGCCCCAUUCUCUCGCUUUCCAUCACCCGCCCCAUUCUCCCGCUUUCCAUCACCCCUCAUUCUCCCUCCUACCAUCACCCCGCCCCAUUCUCCCUCCUUCCAUCACCCCGACCCAUUCUCCCUCCUUCCAUCACCCCGCCCCAUUCUACCGCUUUCCAUCGCCCGGCCCCAUUCUACCGCUUUCCAUCACCCCGCCCCAUUCUCCCGCUUUCCAUCACCCCGCCCCGUUCUCCCACUUUCCAUCACCCCGCCCCAUUCUCCCGCUUUCCAUCACCCCGCCCCAUUCUCUCGCUUUCCAUCACCCCGCCCAUUCUCCUGCUUUCCAUCACCCUGCCCCAUUCUCUUGCUUUCCACCACCCUGCCCCAUUCUCCCGCUUUCCAUCACCCCGCCCCAUUUUCCCGCUUUCCAUCAACCCGCCCCAUUCUCCCGCUUUCCAUCACCCUGCCCCAAUCUACCGCUUUCCAUCACCCCACCCCAUUCUCCCUCCUUCCAUCACCCCGCCCCAUUCUCCCGCUUUCCAUCACCCCCCCCCCCCAUUCUCCCACUUUCCAUCACCCAGCCUCAUUCUCCCGCUUUCCAUCACCCCGCCCCAUUCUCCCGCUUUCCAUCACCCCGCCCCAUUCUCCCUCCUUCCAUCACCCCGCCCCAUUCUCCCUCCUUCCAUCACCCCGCCCCAUUCUCCCGCUUUCCAUCAGCCCGCCCAAUUCUCCCGCUUCCCAUAACCCCACCCCCGUCUCCCGCUUUCCAUCACCCCGCCACAUUCUCCUGCUUUCUAUCACCUCGCCCCAUUCUCCCUCCUUCCAUCACCCUGCCCCAUUCCCCGCUUUCCAUCACCCCGCCCCAUUCUCCCGCUUUCCAUCAUCCCGCCCCAUUCUCCCUCCUUCCAUCACCCCGCCCCAUUCUCCCGCUUUCCAUCACUCCGCCCCAUUCUCCCUCCUUCCAUCACCCCGCCCCAUUCUCCCUCCUUCCAUCACCCCGCCCCAUUCUCCCGCUUUCCAUCACCCCGCCCCAUUCUCCCGCUUCCCAUAACCCCACCCUAUUCUCCCGCUUUCCAUCACCCCGCCACAUUCUCCCACUUUCCAUCACCCCGCCCCCUUCUCUCUCCUUCCAUAACCCCGCCCCAUUCUCCCUCCUUCCAUCACCCCGCCCCAUUCUCCCGCUUUCCAUCAGCCCGCCCCAUUCUCCCGCUUUCCAUCACCCCUCCCCUGUCUCCCACUUUCCAUCAACCCGCCCCAUUCUCCCGCUUUCCAUCACCCCGCCCCAUUCUCCCUCUUUCCAUCACCCCUCCCCAUUCUCCCUCCUUCCAUCACCCCGCCCCAUUCUCUCGCUUUCCAUCACCCCGCCCCAUUCUCCCGCUUUCCAUCACCCCGCCCCAUUCUCCCGCGUUCCAUCACCCCAGCCCAUUCUUCCUCUUUCCAUCACCCCGCCCCAUUCUCCCGCUUCCAUCACCUCGCCCCAUUCUCCCUCAUUCCAUCACCCCGCCCCAUUCUCCCGCUUUCCAUCACACCCCUCCCCAUUCUCCUUCUAG
Closterium sp. NIES-65 is the source of this 18738-nucleotide messenger RNA. The record is from the annotation of a GenBank genome assembly. NCBI's taxonomy places the organism in Eukaryota, Viridiplantae, Streptophyta, Zygnematophyceae, Desmidiales, Closteriaceae.